AUGCCUAUUGACCCCAUCCCGAACUUUAAAAGAGAAAUUGACAAUUUUCUUGAGUUAGCAGUUUCGGAGGGCAUUAUAUCAGACACAGUUAAAUCACAAUUAAUGGUACAGGACCCACAACAACAGAUUCUUUAUUUACUACCUAAGAUACGCAAGUGCCUGAACAAACCACCUGGUAGACCCAUUGUGUCUGGUGAAUGCUAUUGGCAGUUGAAGGGUACCACUAUGGGAGCCUCUUUUGCUCCUAUAUAUGCGGAUUUAUUCAUGGGCUACAUUGAGGAGAAACUCAUUUAUGAUCAAACACAUAACAUCUAUCUUGAGGAGCUGGAUAUUUGGCGACAUUAUCUUGAUGAUUGUUGCCUUUUUGAUUCCAUAGAGGAGCGGUACAUGAAGUUACGCAGUAGUGUGCAGAAAUUUACUGUUUCACAGAUCGGUGUUUCCGUUUUUAAGAAGAAGAACGGCGUACCCAACAGGUUUGUUUCGCAAUGCUACAAUUUUUAUCUUUUUCCAGUGUGUUUUGCACAGAUUGACACAGAGUUUUCUGUACAGGCAUCUAGCUCUGCAUUCCUGUCCAGUUACGGCUUUGACUUUAAUAAGCUUUUUAAGAAAGGAAUCCCUUAUCUCAAUGAUGUCCAGGAGGCAGCCCUUCAGAAUAAACUGGCCACAGGAGUAUUUGCCAUUUACAGGUUACUGUCAGGAGACCAGUUGAAGUCUUUUAUUAAUGUUGUUACUGAAUGGAUUGUGACAGCUGAGGAGGGCAGUUCCAUUGUUCUGUCUGGAUUAUCAGGGCUCCAGGUUUAUGACUUGCAGAUUAUUCUAAGAAGAGCAAUUCCAACUGUCUGGACAGAGCUGAAAAGCACAACUGAGGUGGCUGUGUAUAAAGUCAGUGUUGAGAAGCGCAAAAUACUUGAGACAAGUGCAGAUUGCACCCUAAUUGAAAAAGCAGUGAAUUUUGCCCGGGGCUUCACUAACCUUUUCAGAAUUCUCGUUGAGGCUCAUAAGCCACUAGUUGGACACAAUUUGUUUCUUGAUCUGCUGUACCUCCAUGAGAAAUUCUACAGACCUCUUCCAGAAAGCUACAGUGAAUUCAAGAAUAAUAUUUGUUGCCUCUUCCCUUGUGUUAUUGACACAAAAAUCAUUGCCAGAGUGACCUGGAAGGAAUAUUCAUUCCCAAGAGCAGGAACCCUUUUGCAGAUUUCUGAAAUUAUGAGUAGCAAGCUUGCAGACGAGCAGAUGAACCCUCCAGAAAUUUGUCAUGCUGAUGAAUGUCAACUUUAUGUUGACCAUGAAUAUCCUCAUGAAGCUGCUUAUGAUGCUUUUCUGUCUGGGUCAGCAUUGUUAAAGAUGACUUAUCUGCUGCUUCUGAAGAAAGAUUUGUAA
Messenger RNA from Protopterus annectens (West African lungfish), 1380 nucleotides. Its product is annotated as poly(A)-specific ribonuclease PNLDC1-like. Lineage: Eukaryota; Metazoa; Chordata; Ceratodontiformes; Protopteridae. Gene Ontology annotation, biological process: nuclear-transcribed mRNA poly(A) tail shortening. Gene Ontology annotation, cellular component: cytoplasm; endoplasmic reticulum. Gene Ontology annotation, molecular function: poly(A)-specific ribonuclease activity; RNA binding. The transcript is spliced from 15 exons. Bases 1 to 1380 code for a protein of 459 amino acids. The record is from RefSeq and is a predicted model, not a curated record.